Molecule: messenger RNA, 405 nt
Organism: Saccoglossus kowalevskii
Lineage: Eukaryota; Metazoa; Hemichordata; Enteropneusta; Harrimaniidae
Source: RefSeq, a predicted model, not a curated record
AUGGGAACCAUUCACGAAGUCCACAGUAUCAACAAACCACGCAGCAAACCAAUGUGGGUUACUCCAAUAGUUGAAGGAAAGGCAUUGCAAAUGGAGUUAGAUACUGGAGCCUCUGUAUCACUGAUCUCAUGGAACGAUUAUAAAAGGCUCUUCAAUAGAAUUAAGUUGAGUAAAAGUUCUAUAUCCAUGAAAGCAUUCACUGGUCAUAACUUUGAAAUCAAAGAGAAGAUAAAUGUCUGUGUUGAAUAUGAAGGAAAUACACACCAGCUUGAUUUGUAUGUACACUCCGACAGUGAACGCAAUCCUGUACUGGGAAGAAAAUGGUUAUACGAAAUGCAACUGAACUGGAAUGACAUUAAAACAGUGAAAAUUACUUCAGAAGUGAAACCAAGUAAACUAAGAUAA